AUGCAAAGCGAAACUGGCGAGAUCUUCGAGGCGCAGCCUCGUGAGAAUAGAGCAAGGCAUGGCUCCGAAGAACACAACAGAGUAGAGGGAUCUACAAGGCAAGAUAUGGAGGAUGGUGAGCUGUCUCGCCACGCUUUCCACUCAACGUGGGAAGAAAUAUAUCAGAGGGAACUGACUAACGCACGGACAAGAAAAGCCUACCGCUCGAGUUUUGGACACGGCAACGAGCAUAAAAGAGAAUGUAACAGCAGGAGCAGUAGCAGGAGCAGUAGCAGGUGCAGCAGCAGAAGGAGUAGUGACAGCUGCUCGGUAGACGGCGAGGAAUGGUUCGGUCCGGAGUGCGCGAAGAUUGCCACCUGGGUCCUUAACACUCUGAAAUGUUCCAAAGGCCACCUAUUAGAGCCGUUCUUUCGUCGGGUGCAUGCACUACGCAGAGCAGAUACUAGCGAAACUGAUGCCUGUGCUGGCGGCAAGUGUGAUUGGUGCCAGGGGAUGGGGCCUCGGAUUUCUCAAGAAUUUACUAAGCUCCCAGUGUUGGACUUGGGCUGCGGCGGUGGCCAGUUUCUCGCUAGACUUCGUCGGUACGGUUUUGAGCGCCUGGCAGGCGUUGACUAUUCUCGCAGCGCCAUUCAACUGGCGCGGUGCAACUUGUGGGGAAUAUGUCCCAAGGUCAGCAGCGAUAAAUCCCCGCACAUUUGCCUAAGACAGGCAGACUUGAGAGAUCUCAAGCCGGAAGAGGGAUUAGAAAUACAGAAGGGACAGCAUCCUUGCAUCUGCUGCUGCGGAAAAGCGUACGAGCUGCGGAAAGUGUCCAAACAAAAUGGUGCAGCGGACAGCGAAGAGGAAAGCUGCGAUGUGGUUUCGUGUUCAUGCGAGCCGGCCAGUACUCUUCCGCCUUUUCCUGUUGUGUUUGAUAAGGGAACCUUUGACGUUUUUUGUCUUAUGCACACUCCAGAGCAGUACGUACAGUGCGUCCACCGGCUAAUGCCGCCGUAUGGGCUACUCUUCCUUACUUCUUGCAACUGCACGCUGGAGGAACUUGACUCUUUGUUUUGCUCCACACCAGAGUCAAAGUUGCCGCAUCGUGACACUGCUGAAGUCUCACUUAAGCCCACUAAGCGAGAGUCCAGAACGCCAGUUCCACAAGAGUGUAAAGGACUGGUCGCAGAGGACAGCGAGCACAGCUCUGCUCGUGGAAGCCCACCCUUUGAACGAGUUGGGUUUUUACCGCAUCGCUCGUUCAAAUUUGGAGGAGUGGAAGGGCAAGUGGUGACGUCAGUGCUCCUUAGGAGGCUCUAA
Molecule: messenger RNA, 1299 nt
Organism: Eimeria tenella
Lineage: Eukaryota; Apicomplexa; Conoidasida; Eucoccidiorida; Eimeriidae
Exons: 1
Coding region: 1-1299 (432 amino acids)
Biological process (GO): peptidyl-lysine monomethylation; peptidyl-lysine dimethylation
Cellular component (GO): cytoplasm
Molecular function (GO): protein-lysine N-methyltransferase activity
Source: RefSeq, a predicted model, not a curated record